AUGGAUCCAAUUUUGAGUUUUGGCCCCGUGAUACAGUCCUGCAAUGACGCUCUGGACUACCCGAAGAAUCUCAUUCGUUCUGACACGUACGAAUUCAUUCUAGAUGAAUUCUAUGAUCGUCUGAAUUCACAAGCACCACGUCUGUUUCACCCAGAAAAAAAGGCAUCCGUAGAUUUCCUCGAAUUUGCUGAGGCAGGUAAUGAAACGGUGACCGACGCAUUUGAAAUGCGCGAACAAUUGGGCCUCACGCGCGAGCGUCCCGUUCAGGACCCGAGGUGUCGGUUCAUGUUCAUCCGGGCUACACAUUCACGAGAGAGAUUGAAGAUCACGCGAUUGAUGCUUACCCUUGCGCUCUCUUAUCAUCAAAUUAACCCAGUGUUUCUAAACUUCGUUCAUUCGUUCGGACGGCGGGAAUAUGCUCAAGACUUCUUUUUUACUGCUUUCCACGUUCAUCAUGCGAAUGGAUCAAAGACAAUUGACCUUGCACCAAGUCUCGGCAGAUCUGGCCAGUGUCUUCAGAUGUGCUUCGGUCUCAAAUCAGUCGAAAAAUCUAAAUACCAGGAGGACUGGCCUUGGGCACAUCGACAAUGUGCUUUGCAUCAUUCUUUUGACAUUGUAAACGGCCGGAUGCUAUGGAUUCUGAUAGAAGCCGAUCCAAUUCUCAAAAGGAGGAUAUCGUCCGCAACAGGUCUGCGAGGUCUUCCGGAGAUAAAGAGUGUCCACACUGUAGAGAGCAGUCUCCGGUCAAGCUUAGCAACUCUUCUGAUAAUCUGUGAAUGGGCUUCAGCAAACUGGCGAUGGUACAUCAACUUCCUGGAGGACAAGUGCCAAAGAAACACACGUCAGACACUGUCCAAGCAUGUGGAUACUCCGUCGAGCCCUACUCUAGACGAAGAGUCGUUCCAAAUGUUCUCGAGAAGAAACACCCAAACAACUGAUCGAACCACUGUUCCUCUAGAGCCUGGCAAACGGUCGUACCCGGCUUCACCUUCUUCGGUAAAGCUAGGUCAAGAUCCUUAUGAUUCCUGUGAUCGACCUCUGCCAAAUAAUUGGAAGCUAGAGGAAGGCUCGCGGAAUGUCUUUUGGCCUCCUGACAAGGCUCUGCCAGAUAAAAAUGAUCAUGUCCAGCCACGAGAAGCGGAAAAGUUUAUCACUUUUGAUGAUCUGCAAGAAAUUCAGCAUAUCGAAGAAAGUAUUAACGAUGUGUCACUAAUACUUAAGCUCAACAUUGGCAUUGUUGAAGCGAUUUCGAAUUUCUACGAACCUUCUAACGAGGACCAGAAUUUUCCUGAAGAACUUGUUGAUUCUUGCCACACAGCAAUGAAGCGAUUUUGCCAGAAACUCCAUAUAACAAAGACUGAUUUGCAGACUCAAGCCUUGAGAACGGAAACAUUGAUGCGGCUCUUGGCUUCAAGAAAAAGCUUAACUCAUGGUAUCUUCGACGUCCAAAAUAUGGAAGCAAAUCAAAAGUUGGCUUUUCAAGGCCAACUCAUGACGUGGCAGGCAAAGCGAUCGGCGCAAAACAUGGAGAAAAUGACCAAUGACAUGAGUGCUAUGACCCUUGAUAUGAACGAAAUUGCCAAAAAGACAAAAUUAGAAACGAUCUCUAUGAGAAUCAUUACUUUGAUCACCCUAUUCUUCUUGCCCGGGACAUUUAUAUCUCUCACCGAAGCCGUGGGGCAGACUCAACGGCUGUACUCGAGCGAGCCUGCGCCCCUCUUCACGCAGCUACUCUCCGUGUCCAUUUUACAUGUAAACUCUCAACGAUGGCCUGCCACUGGUUUGCAUUCACAACCAUGCAGCUCACUCACAAAAGCUAUGGAGGGCGACCAACACGAUGACGACGAGGCUAUCCAAGAUUUCCUCGAUUGGGUACAAGAUCCAGAGAAUCGUUAUUCUGGCCAUCGAGAUAUCCUAGAUGACGUCAACUGCUCCUACAUAUCUUUCAAGAGGCUGAAAGAAUACCUCAGCCAGCGCCAUCGUACACGCGAUCUUCUCAGAGGCGUUUACUACGACAGAGACGAGGGGGAUCUACCGCGUGUUGACGCAAGCACGUGCAAACAUCUGCGAAUCUUUAGCAUCCUGCUCUGCACUAGAGGAGCUCGACACAUCGACCACUUCCUGCGCCAUGAAGGUCUUUGCGAUCAAAACCUGCCUUUUCUUAUAAAGCCUCCCUACUGGCCGAAAUCGACGGAUGACACACUGUUCAAGGCUUUCCAAGAACAACAAUGGCUUUUUUGUCCCCAAUACCUAGAACAGCUCGGUGAUGGCAGAGAAUUCAAUGACAAGCGUGUGUUGCCAUUCAAAAAGCAUGGAAAGAUGUGGGAGGGCGGCAGUGCUAUUGUACAAAAAAUCGAGGUAGAGGACGAAUAUAAUAAGCUUGGUGGACAGCGUAGUAGUGCCACAGAACACGAGAGAUCCAACAUAUUUGUGAUCAAGACAUACAGAACCAAAGCUGCAAAGAGCUAUUACAAGAACGAGUGCCAAGCUUUCAAGAGGUUAAGGAUAGGAAAUAGGCCUCCGAGGAAUAUCGUGCAUUUCUAUGGUCACUGGGAGCAUUUAGGCACCUACAAUGUGAUUCUUGAAUAUGCAGAUAAGGGGACGCUUGAAGAUCUUAUUACAACGACUCCACCAUCCACCGCUGAGGACAUUCUGGUCUUUUGGGAUAGCUUACUUGAUGUUGCGUACGGACUUGAUGCCAUACAUAAUACGCAGUCUGCGACUGCUGACCUUCCUUAUAUCAUGCUUGGCUGGCAUCAGGAUCUCAAGCCGUCGAACAUUCUACUCUUCAGCUCCGGUCAUGGAUCGAGGUAUCGAUUUGUGUUUAAAAUAGCAGAUCUGGGAGUGAGCCAUUUCCGCAAGCACUCUCCAGAGAUAUAUGGCCGGACAGAUCCAGCAAGAUCCGGGACCCACACUUAUGUGCGGCCCAGCGCAGUGGAACAAACCAUUGAUCUUUGGUCGCUUGGCUGUAUCUAUAGUGUUGUGGCGACUUGGGUUGCUAAUGGUUCAGAUAUGGUAGCCGAGUAUCGUCAGAAACGUCAGGAAGAGAUCAGUAUUCAAUAUGGAAUUCCAGACAGCGAUUGCUUCUACCGGGAGAGAGAGGUCCUCAAAGUAGUCGGCAAACGCCAUAAAGACGCGAUAGCUGACCUGCGCCCAAGAGAUUUUGUGACAAAGUCAGUCCUAAACAUGUUGGUAGAUAAUAUGCUCCAAGAGCCACAAGGGCGACUCAACUCAAAACAAGUACUCUUUCGAUCAACCAAAAUAAUCGCCAAAGCAAAAAUAGCGAUGGAGAAGCUGAAGAAGACUAGUCGGACAGACUCGUAUAGAGGCGAACACGAAGAACGAUUAUCAAGUCCUAAUUGGUCGGCUUCGCCUUCGCCAUCAGGAUCCAUACACGAAGACCAGAAGCUUACGGAAGCACACUCUCGACAUCCCUCACAGGGUAUAGGAGCCGUUGAACGUAUGAUUGGAGCCAAUGAAGGGAGCUCAUCGCAGCGUAAAAUAAGUUCCCGGGACGUGCAUUUUGAGCAACCAAACCAUGUACAUCAGCCAGACGACAAGGUCAGGACCCUAACAAGACCUCACAGAGAUAAUGUACCAACACUUGACAUUUCAUCAGCUUCCGGACUGCUGAGCAGGCCUCAAGAUGAGAUUACUUCUCGGGAUCGAGGCAGGAUCGAUGGAAUGUUGGACACAAGCAGUCAGAGAGCGACGCCAUACGGACCUUUUAUGAGCAACGGCCAGAUACCCCUUGGUGGAGCAGGCGGGCAUGCACGUUCUAGUAUCCAAUCAGUAUUGAGUCGGGCAACGCCUGAGUUGGACCACAAAAUCUCUAAAUUCCAUAGCCAUGACCCCUUCGCUCAAUUGACGCUAGAGCAAGGCCUUGACUGGAAGCUAAGACGUGAGAAUUCUCAGAACACAGAUUCUUUGAACGAGGUCCUCUUGGGAAUCCUGAGAGGAAGAGACCAUUCAAUGGCGCAAUAUAGGGAUAAGGUCAGAAGGGUACUGGAGUUGCUGUCCUACAUCGCUGCUUGGUUCGAUCCAAAUCGCAUCGAAGUCUACUAUUCAACAUCGCUGGAGAAGUCAAGGCCGAGAACAAAUGCGGAGGUUCUGGCUGUAUUCGACCAGAAGGCAUUUAGCGGAGUGCCAGAUUUCAAGAGUCGCUUUAGUGACAUUAUCUUAGAUUAUCAGAGGAAGCUACCGGAAAAGCAUCGCUUCAAAGCUUUUUGGGAUCCGUCUCGUCCAAAGCAGGGCCCUCGGAAACUCAGCUUCAUCAUAUUAACGGAUGGUGUGUGGCGACCAAAGUGCGACCUCACCGCAAGCAUUCGAGCCCUAAUUUCUAAGCUCGAAAAACACGAAUUUACGAACUCGCAGAUAGGAAUACAGUUUGUACGCUUUGGGGACGAUGAAAGAGAGCAAGGUCGGCUCCAAAUGCUCGAUUCAGGGCUCGGUUCAAACUUGUAA
Molecule: messenger RNA, 4464 nt
Organism: Bacidia gigantensis
Lineage: Eukaryota; Fungi; Ascomycota; Lecanoromycetes; Lecanorales; Ramalinaceae
Exons: 9
Coding region: 1-4464 (1487 amino acids)
Biological process (GO): peptidyl-threonine phosphorylation; peptidyl-serine phosphorylation
Molecular function (GO): protein serine/threonine kinase activity; ATP binding
Source: RefSeq, a predicted model, not a curated record